This is a messenger RNA of Orbilia oligospora ATCC 24927, 2382 nucleotides long. RefSeq lists its product as uncharacterized. Gene Ontology annotation, biological process: DNA-templated transcription; positive regulation of transcription from RNA polymerase II promoter by galactose. Gene Ontology annotation, molecular function: DNA-binding transcription factor activity, RNA polymerase II-specific; zinc ion binding; RNA polymerase II cis-regulatory region sequence-specific DNA binding. The record is from RefSeq and is a predicted model, not a curated record. Bases 1 to 2382 code for a protein of 793 amino acids. Gene Ontology annotation, cellular component: nucleus. NCBI's taxonomy places the organism in Eukaryota, Fungi, Ascomycota, Orbiliomycetes, Orbiliales, Orbiliaceae. The transcript is spliced from 6 exons.
AUGACCAAAUCGCGAGUACCACCGGAAAAGCGUGUCAGAGUUGCACAAGCUUGCGCGAGGUGCAAGCGGCGCAAAGAAAAGUGCGACGGGCAGACACCAUGUCGGAAUUGUAUCAAAUCCGGCGUUCUAUGCAUGACGACAACGCAGGCACAGCUUAGUGGUGCCGUGGGCGAUAUCAGGACCUCUGAACCGCCUGCAAAGAAGCAGAGGACUUUGAGCUCGAGUAUUGACCGAGAUCCUUUUUCCGAGUUGCUACGGGACAAUAUCUCUUACAGCAACUUUGAGCUUCCGGAAGAUGUGAAAAUGUCACCGGGCCUGCCAUCCCCGAUAUCGCCUGUCUCUGAUGGGCGAAGUACAUAUGGUAGUCCUCAAAGUUCGAGCUCGAAGAGCACGCCAGUGAGGAAAACACCUCAGAAAACAUGUCCGCAUGCACGAACUACUACAGAGCAGAUGGCAAAUUGUCUACGAGGUAUUCUUCUUGAAAGAGAGGGGACCCAACCAGUUGGCAUACGCGCAUGUUGCAAGAAAAGCGGAUCUGGCAAUCACGCUGACCGUCUGGAAGGCCGGAUGCCAACAUACGAGGAGAUGACGAUACUUCUCUCUAUAUUUCGAACACACGCCUUUUCUAUAAUCGACCCAGCUCUCGAUAGUCACUUUGUAAACCUUGUUAAAACACCUUCAUUUAUGAGCCAUCCGGUGAAUAGGCAUUGCCUUUCAGAAUUAAUACUAGCAAUCUCGUACCAAUGCGUCGCGACCUCGACUAAAUCGAUACAACGAAAACUUUCGUCGAUAACACCGGAAGCAGCUUAUGGAAGAGCGUCAGCCCAUUUCAAAACAGCCCAAGUUAGCUUUGAUAUGGCCGGGGCGGUGGAAAAUCCUGAUGUAUCCUCAGUAGAGGUACUAUUACUUAUGGGGUUAUAUAAAUUUCUGGACGGUGGUGAAGCCGCUGCGUCGAGCUUAAUUGGAAUGGCAAUAUCUAUGGCGCAAACUCUUGGCCUCAACGAGCCCUCCUAUACCUCUGAUGUCGCCUCCCCGGAAAUAAACGCUGGAAUCUGGAAUUCUCUUUACAACUUUGACCGUAUUUUAUCACUCACAGCUUCUCGAACUUGCAACUUACCGCAUGACGCCGUGCCUUUGUCGCCCACUUCACCGAGCUCGGAUAUUUCUUUUAUCUUAGGGAAAAUAAUACAAGCGACCCGUAGCCCAUCCGCGACCCCGGAGCUACUACAACCACUUUCAAAUGAGUUAAAAACAUUUAUAACUGCCUUACCCGCAACUCUAAGAUGGAGUACGAUCUUGUCUACUACUUUACCGCAACCAGAUCUCAUAAGAUCGUUACACAUCAACGCCUUAUACUUCUGCGCUAUCUUUCGUCUUACAAAAACCUCACUCUUAUCAACAUUGUCCCGCAGCACCAACAAAUCACCCAUUUUUGCUGACCUCUCAAAUUUUAAUCUUCUGACACAAGGCGGCUUGAACUACGAUAACCUAACAGCGACCCAUGAAAGCCGAUGGUCCGAAGCCGGUAUAUACUCCGCCCAAACAAGUCUCAGAAUCUUUGAAAAAGCCAAACAAAACGGCAUCACGCUUCAUGGAUCACCCUUAUUCGAAACCUGGCUCACACUAUCUUUUCUCGUUUGCAUCCUCGGAAUCUUCGCAUUUCCUUCGGCUUCAACUGCAAACAUGAUCAACUCACCCGGUGGCCCUAACGGAUCUAAGUCACCUGCAUCUCAAGACAUUGAAUCUCGACUAUCACAAUUAGCCCACAUGUACCAAGGUCUCAUUUCAACAGCAAAGAUGAGCCCUAGACUAUGUAGUCUUUCAACUUUCAUUAAUGAUUUGAGAGGAUAUCUAUCCCGAAAGACAGAAGAUGCUACCUGUGGGAAAGAUAGCUUCGAAGCUUUGUUCGGAAGCUUGGGAGAUAUGGGACCAUUGGGAUCAAUCAUGUCAACCAGCAUGUUAGAUGGUGAAUCAAACGUCAUUGGUGAUGUCGAAAGCGCUAUUGAGGGGGUCCUAUUGGCUUCUAAUAACCAAAGAAUAGACGCUACUGGCGGACCAAUGGAUAUGGAUCUGGGAAACGAAGAUCCCUUGGGAGGAGUUCUUCUACCUGAAACACCAGUUUCUUUAACGGCCGAUACUACCGCAGAAGGAAAAGAUGAUCUAUUAGCGGUUGAUCUAACGGGUACCACUAUUGAGCGAAAACUCGGAAGUGAUGUCGACGAUCUCUGGCAAAAGAUAUUUGAGGAUUUAGACCCGGAAGAUAUUGAACCUGAAGGGAUGAACAAAAGCAUGGAACCUGAAGGAAUGGGAUUCUGUAUCGACGGGGUGGAGGAUAUGACCGCUUUGGAAAGGUUGAUUAGAAAGAGCGAGGUCUUUGUAUAG